Synchiropus splendidus (mandarinfish) is the source of this 1665-nucleotide messenger RNA. RefSeq names its product ALG12 alpha-1,6-mannosyltransferase (gene alg12). Gene Ontology annotation, cellular component: endoplasmic reticulum membrane. The record is from RefSeq and is a predicted model, not a curated record. The transcript has 9 exons. NCBI's taxonomy places the organism in Eukaryota, Metazoa, Chordata, Actinopteri, Syngnathiformes, Callionymidae. The coding region runs from base 49 to 1518 and encodes 489 amino acids. Gene Ontology annotation, molecular function: alpha-1,6-mannosyltransferase activity. Gene Ontology annotation, biological process: protein N-linked glycosylation.
ACAUUAAAACUAUAUUACGUCAACCUUUUCCGGCCCACCCCGGAAGUGAUGAACGAUCAAACUGUCAUGGCUGUAAAAAGUAGUGUUUGGUCAAUUCCACUCUUAAUAUUACUGUUUUCCGUAUCUUUUAUGCAUCUAUUCUUUUGUCCGUUCACUAAAGUGGAGGAGAGCUUUAACUUACAAGCCGCGCAUGAUCUUCUUUAUCACAGAUUUGACCUCGAUAAGUAUGACCAUCAUGAGUUCCCUGGUGUCGUGCCGCGUACUUUCAUCGGACCCUUGGUCAUCUCCACUGUCUGCUCCCCUGUGGUGUUUCUGUCCUCGCUGCUGCAGCUACCCAAGUUCUACGCUCAGCUGAUAGUACGAGCAUCGCUGGGAAUUUUUGUAGUGGCUGCACUCUGGCACAUGCACAAGGAGGUGAGGAGACAGUUUGGAUCAACGGUGUCUUUCCUCUUCUGCCUGACAUGCACAUCCCAGUUCCACCUCAAUUUCUACAGCACCAGGACGCUGCCGAAUGUGUUCGCCCUGCCACUUGUUCUCGUGGCAUUCACUUCCUGGAUGGCAAACAAACACGGGAGGUUCAUCAGCAUCUCUGCGUUUGUCAUCAUUGUGUUCCGGUCUGAACUGUGCAUCUUCUUGGGCCUCAUGCUGCUGAUUUCACUGCUAAGGCGAAAGAUUCGCCUCCUGGAACUUCUGUACUACGCCAUUCCUGCUGGGAUCCUGUCUCUGACUGCGACUGUGGCUGUGGACUCGUUUUUCUGGAGAAGGCUUGUGUGGCCAGAAGGUGAAGUUCUGUGGUUCAACACCAUUCUCAACAAGAGCUCCAACUGGGGAACCUCCCCCUUUCUCUGGUACUUCUACUCGGCUCUUCCCAGAGGCCUCGGCUGUUCAUUGCUGCUUGUACCCUUUGGGCUCCUGGACCGACGGAUGACGCCUCUGCUGAUGCCCGCCGUGGGCUUCAUCCUUGUCUACUCGCUGCUGCCACAUAAAGAGCUGCGCUUCAUCAUUUAUACCUUCCCGGUCUUCAAUCUGGUGGCGGCGCGCGGAUGCUCCUUCAUCUUGAGUAACUACCAGAAGUCGUGGAUGUACAAGCUGGGCUCAGCUGUGGUGGUGGUUCAGCUCCUGGCUAACCUGGCGUACUCCAGUUUGUGUCUCUUUGUCUCCCACCACAAUUACCCAGGGGGCCAGGCGAUGCAGGAACUUCACCAGCUGGUCCCAGAACAAAAAGAUGUUUUCGUUCACAUCGACACGUUCGCGGCUGAAACUGGAGUCACUCGCUUUCUGGAGCAGAACUCCAACUGGAGAUACGACAAACGAGAGGAUCUGAGCUUCGCAAGCCCAGAGAUGAAAAUGUACUCUCACCUUGUAAUGGAGUUCAACAACACCAAGAUUAAGAUGCUGCAGGACUCCCACCGACCUCUGACCUUCAUCCAAGGUUACAGUAAAUUGGUGUUUAGCUGGUUUCCUCCUGUCAGAGUACAGUUAGACAGAAAAACAGUGCUGAUGGAGCGGAGGACGUGAGUUCCAAAAACAUUCCAUGUACUAUAUCCUUCCUGUUCUUUCACUCAAGAUAUUUUUGUUUGGUUUAUAAAAAAAAAGUAUUUAUUCUCAAUGUUUACUUGCUGAUACAAGGUUCAGUAGCUUCUCAUUCAACGGAAUAAAUGCAUU